GGACCACGCUUGGAGAACCGCUACACUAGGGCAAGCAGGAAGAGAGUCCUCCUUCUGGACUGAAGCAGGCAGUGUGAAGACCCAUGUGGAGCGCCUUAAACCGCAGCCUCUCUGACCAUCCAGUUGGCAAAGACCCGCAGGCCAUGAGGACUGGCCAAAGACAGUGAGAGGACGUGCAAGGGUAAAUUCCUGAGCCCCGCAGUCUUAUUUCCUGCCCUGACGUCCCUGCAAACCAGCCCAAGGGUUAACCGUAAGCGGAUGCCUGUAUGGCGGCCUUACUGAUGCCACGCAGGAACAAAGGGAUGAGGACUCGACUGGGAUGCCUGUCUCACAAGUCAGACUCGUGUAGUGAUUUCACAGCUAUUCUUCCAGACAAACCCAACCGCGCUCUCAAGAGAUUAUCCACAGAAGAAGCUACGAGGUGGGCAGAUUCCUUUGAUGUACUUCUCUCUCAUAAGUAUGGGGUGGCUGCAUUCCGUGCUUUCUUGAAGACGGAGUUCAGUGAGGAGAACCUGGAGUUCUGGUUGGCCUGUGAGGAGUUCAAGAAGACCAGGUCAACUGCAAAACUGGUCUCCAAGGCCCAUAGGAUCUUUGAGGAGUUUGUGGAUGUGCAGGCUCCACGGGAGGUAAACAUAGACUUCCAGACCCGAGAAGCCACGAGGAAGAACAUGCAGGAGCCGUCCCUGACUUGCUUUGACCAAGCCCAGGGAAAAGUACACAGCCUCAUGGAGAAAGACUCUUACCCCAGGUUCCUGAGGUCCAAAAUGUACUUAGAUCUGCUGUCCCAAAGCCAGAGGAGGCUCAGUUAGACCUCAGAAGGGGACUCCUGGAAAUCACUGGCUUUCCCCUCCGCUUGCUGCCAUGAUCAUACUCUAAUGUGAAAUGUCAUAGGUGUUCAAAAGUGGUGGUGUUCGGAGUGGGAGGCUGAGGGUGAGGAGGGAAUGAAGGGCCGUUCCAAAGUGUGACCCAGCUGCUAGAGCUUGGACUCUAUUCCAUUUACCCACAUUUGUGUUUCGGUUAGUGGUAGCGCCUUGCCGCUGUCAGCCUUUUCUGAGUCAGCAACUUGCCCUUCAUAAUGCCUUGGGUCACCUCCGCUGAGGGGCAGAUUCGCUGUGCUAGGCUAAUCUGUAAAUAACGCAAAUGCGAUUCCCACCACCUGUGCACCCUCCUCUGUUAGGAUUCCUGACUCUCCACUUGUAAAUACCCGGGAGGAACAGCUGAAUGACUUGGUCUCACCUCUGAUUUGCUGUCACGUUGUUGUGGCCAGCCCUGCUGACUAGGACCUCACAGCUUAGGAGAGAGGUUUCUGUGGGAUCCCAGGUUUCUAGUGCUGUCGUUGACAGGCGACCUCUCGGAGAAGGAGUGAAACCCAUGGAGUUGUUUGUUUCUUCCAUUUCCAUUGGACCGGUGUGAAAAAUUGUGACCACUUCCCAUCUUGGCCUAGGAAAUUCACAAGACUACCGUACCCUUACAUUGUCAUAAAGAGCCUUAGGAGAUGGUCUUCAUGAGUUUUGAAGUGGAACUGCCAUUAAGAAAGAUAGAGCUUGCAAAUCUUCCUCAAUUCUACCAAGAACUUUUCCAGAAGUCGAGAGACCAGGGAACGUAGCCCCAGUAGACUUCUAUUCGGAGGGGUACUGUGUAACCUGUCUGUUGCUCAGUGUCUUCUCUAC
This is a messenger RNA of Saimiri boliviensis boliviensis (Bolivian squirrel monkey), 1670 nucleotides long. It is a transcript of the gene RGS8, whose product is annotated as regulator of G protein signaling 8. Lineage: Eukaryota; Metazoa; Chordata; Mammalia; Primates; Cebidae. The record is from RefSeq and is a predicted model, not a curated record.